GAACAAUCAGUACAUGUUGACUGGGAAAAACUUUUAGGCUUCUUUAGCUUCUUGACUUGCCAGCCUUUUCCUUCUUCCUCGCCUCUCUCUACCCGCCAUUUAAGCACUCCUAAAGAUGGCCAAUCAAGGUGGUGGUACUUAUUCUCCUUCACUUGGUACUUCUUCUUCACUGGACAUGCCUCCUGCUCUACCUCCUAGACCACCUCGUAGGCAACAAACCUUUGAUUACACUAGACCAGAACAAGUUCCUCCUACCGUCCCAAGAAGGAAUACUCGAUCAAUACCUAACGAGACUCCACCCAGACCUCCCCUACACUCUCGAACCUCCACAGCAUCAGUGUUCACAUCCCCAGGCCCCCCUGUUGCUGGAGGGAGCAGUCAAUAUAUAUCCACGAGCGAUGGGGUUCGAAUGUUGACUGAGUUCAGGGAGAGGUCUCACUCAUUUAAAGACUAUCCACCGAUCGAGACUCAGCCUUGGUACUGGGGGAAUAUAUCAAAAGAGGAUGUCACUGACAUUAUGAAGGAUAAACCAGACGGUUCAUUUCUAGUGAGAGAUGCAGCACGUAGUCCUGGGAGCUAUACACUAACACUCAGGAAAGACGGGGUAAACAGGUUAAUACGUAUCAUGUUUCGUGACGGGUACUUUGGGUUUGCCGAACCACUUGAGUUCCGUUCUGUCGUAGAACUGGUUGAGUUCUAUAGGACACACUCACUUCAGCCGUACAGCUCAAAACUAGACAUCACACUGAAGGAACCAGUGUCUAAGACUGAUAUAUAUGAACAGGGAAGAGAUAAGUCUGAGUCAGUAUCUCUUGAUGAAAUAGUCCGUCAGUUAAAAGCAACGGAAAAGGACUUACGAGAGAAAGGAAACCGUUACAAUGAACUGACCAACAAAUACGAGAAAAUAACACAAGAGAUACAGAUUAUGAGGUUAGAUCUAUUGGCUCAGGAGCAGAUACUAAUGAUGCUGAAGGAGCACCUGGAAACCAGCCUUAGACUACAGACAGAAAACAAAUCACCUGACGUGAAACAACAGAUGAUUGUUAAUUACAAUAUGUUAAAGAGGAGGUUCUCUACCCAUGAACAUGGUAAGAAGUCGUUAGAGGCUCAGCUCCAUCGGACGGAGAUGUCGAAGAAUGCAAUAGACAUGGAGAGGAACAUCCUCAAACCAGUCCUUAAGAGUCUACAGGAACAAAAACAACAACACUUAAGGUUUUUAAAUCAACAUGGUGGAUAUCGCUCCAGUGAUAUAUUAGCUGAAGCAUCAGUUGAAGAGGAUAAUCCAGAUGAUGAUCUUUAUGCCACUUAUGCUAUGCUACAUACACACAGAACAGAUGAUGAUGAUUAUAGAAGAAUAUCCGAAGAGAUUCAGAAAAAGAAGAAAAAACCUCCGCCACCUCCACCACAGUCCAACCCUCUCUUUGUGUCGCUACCUCCAACUGAAGCUACAUUAUCCAGGUCCCCCCAUAGACCUCUACCACCUCACCCGUCACUAUCAAUAGAAAAUGCCCAACCAAUGAUGCCACCUUUACAAUUCAACGAAGCUGAUGGUAAUCAGUUGAUCACCAUUAAUCAGAUAAACCUCCCUCCAUCUCUCCCCCACUACGAGCCGACCUCUUGGACGAGGGACCACAUUUCAAGGGAGGAGUCCAGAGACCUUUUGAGUGGGCGGCCGGACGGUACCUUCCUCGUAAGACCCAAGCCAGGAGUAGCUGAUCAUAUACCAAUUGGAGAACCACUUCAUACCCAUACCAUUGAUAUAGUUGAUGAAGGAAAGUUCAAGCGUAUCCCAGUCUUCAGAGGCCCCAGUGGUGGCUACGGCUUCGCUCAUCCUUUUGAGUUUGACUCUCUCAUCAGUUUAGUCUGUUACUAUGCCACCAACACAAUGCAGCGUCACAACGACAGCCUUCAGAACACCAUGUUAGCUUUUCCCGCUUUUUUAAGGUCGUCGUCUUGAUUCGGCGUUCCCGAGACUGUUAAAAA
Amphimedon queenslandica is the source of this 1983-nucleotide messenger RNA. RefSeq names its product phosphatidylinositol 3-kinase regulatory subunit gamma-like. Gene Ontology annotation, molecular function: 1-phosphatidylinositol-3-kinase regulator activity. NCBI's taxonomy places the organism in Eukaryota, Metazoa, Porifera, Demospongiae, Haplosclerida, Niphatidae. Gene Ontology annotation, biological process: phosphatidylinositol phosphate biosynthetic process. The record is from RefSeq and is a predicted model, not a curated record. The transcript has 14 exons. Bases 116 to 1957 code for a protein of 613 amino acids. Gene Ontology annotation, cellular component: phosphatidylinositol 3-kinase complex.